Cyphellophora europaea CBS 101466 is the source of this 435-nucleotide messenger RNA. RefSeq lists its product as uncharacterized. Gene Ontology annotation, cellular component: nucleus. The record is from RefSeq and is a predicted model, not a curated record. Bases 1 to 435 code for a protein of 144 amino acids. Lineage: Eukaryota; Fungi; Ascomycota; Eurotiomycetes; Chaetothyriales; Cyphellophoraceae. The transcript has a single exon. Gene Ontology annotation, biological process: DNA-templated transcription. Gene Ontology annotation, molecular function: DNA binding; zinc ion binding.
AUGAUUGCGAGUACCUUCUUUGACAGGGUACAUCAAUGGAUGCCAUUGUUGUCCCGUCGUCGGUUCUAUCAACACCUAUCCAAUCCUUUCGCUGGAAGGUCCACAGAUUUCAAUCUAGUCUUACUUGCGAUGAAACUGGUCGAGUCUGAAUACACAUCGGCCAACUCAAGGCUCUAUGAUGCACUAAGGAAUUCUCUAACGGAUGUCGCUUCUCGCGGCCACCUCACGCUUUAUACCCUUCAGGCAAGCAUACUAGUUGCUUGGUUCGAGUAUGGGCAUGCUAUUUACCCAUCUGCAUACUUCUCCGUUGGCUUCUCUGCCCGUCUCGCAACCGUUCUAGGAGUGGAGAAAAGUAUUGAUGUCGAGAACGGGCCUUGGGCAGAUAUCGAAGAGGCACGCAGAUGUUGGUGGUCGAUCUUGUUACUCGAUCGGUAG